GACGCUAGAGGUUCUCGAUUAGUCAGAGGGAUUGAGUGUUCCGGCCGCGACGGGACUUUGCUCAGUGCAGGCAGUAAGCGGAAGGAGUGACCCGGAGGCCGUAGCUUAUUUCGAGAGCGAUGAGCUGGUUAAUGUUCAGUCGCACGGCGGGGCCCAGGGCGCUUCCUGCUCUCCUCUCCUUGCACCCUUAUAUUGUCGUUCGUACGCCGUCUUCAGAAAUGGCUUCACAGAGCCAGUGGUUAACUCCAGAAGAAAGGGAACAACUUCUCCCAGAAUUAAAAGCAGCAGGGUGGGAAGAUGUUGAAGACAGAGAUGCACUUUUUAAAGAAUUUUCAUUCAAGAACUUUAACCAGGCCUUUGGGUUUAUGACACGUGUGGCUUUACAAGCAGAGAAAAUGAAUCAUCACCCUGAAUGGUUCAAUGUAUACCAUAAGGUUCAGAUCACUCUUCUAACACAUGACUGUGGUGGUCUCUCCAAAAAAGAUGUCAAACUGGCAAAGUUCAUCGAACAAGCAGCUGCUUCACUAAAUUAGUUAUUUUUUUAAAUGCCUUUUUUCUUUUGGGGGAGAAAAUGGGUUUGCAUAAAAUGUAAUGCGUUUAAGCUCAUGGUGAAGAUAUUAAACAUUCAGAAUGAGGCCAAUAAUGGAAUGUGUGAUCCCUACUUCAAAUCGACUAUUUCUUCAAAAAUUAAGGUCAUGAUUGCUAAAAGGAGAAAUGUAGUGAAGAGUAAGUUAUUUUAGAACUCUGAACCCCUCAGAUCACGAACAUUACUUUUAAUAAAUCUACAAUUUGAAUGCAGCAGCGUAAAAUGAUUAGACUUGUACCUGGAAUGUUGCUGAGGAAGUACUCGCAUGUUAUAAAAACAUUAAAUGCUGGAAACACUCAGCAGAUUAGGCAGCAUCUGAAGAAAGAGAAACCGAGUCAAUGUUUCAGGUCAGGGAUGCUUCAUCCAACUUUGUUUCUCUUUUCACAGAUGCAGUCCGACCUGCUGCAUGUUUUCCACAUUUUGUGUUUUCAUUUCAGAUUUCCAGAAUCUGCUGUUUUUUAUUGAUUUUGUUUUGUUUACUCAUGUGUUAUAUCCAUUGGGUUUGGUUUGUACAAUACUGGGAAUAAUAAAGACCAAAUAGAAUAUC
Messenger RNA from Pristis pectinata (smalltooth sawfish), 1133 nucleotides. RefSeq names its product pterin-4-alpha-carbinolamine dehydratase 2-like. Gene Ontology annotation, molecular function: 4-alpha-hydroxytetrahydrobiopterin dehydratase activity. Gene Ontology annotation, biological process: tetrahydrobiopterin biosynthetic process. Bases 120 to 533 code for a protein of 137 amino acids. The record is from RefSeq and is a predicted model, not a curated record. Lineage: Eukaryota; Metazoa; Chordata; Chondrichthyes; Rhinopristiformes; Pristidae. The transcript has 5 exons.